ACCCUCCGCACUUCACGUGAGGGGAAGCCGAUUGCCUUGCUCCAGGAGACAAGGCACAGCCCCCGGCGGCGGCCAGGGGUCGCGGCCCGCUCCUGCCGCAGCGCAGAAACCGCAGGUGCCGGUGGGCCGAGCCUCCCGCUUGUCCUCCGCUUGCCCUCCGCUGCCCCGUGCGGGGUGCCCACCCUCGGGGUCUCCCAGGCGGCUCGGCGGCCCCAGAGGGACGCUGAUGCUGGGACGACCCGAGCUGCCUCUGCGAGCGCAACGCAUGCGUUCCCGAGCACACCCGGGCCUUGGGGCCCGUGUGCCAUCGAUGAGCGGAGAAAUAUAGAGGUGUGUUCCAGAGGUGACAGUUCAUGGCACAGACAGUUAGAGCAUGCUAUUUGGCACUUACUUUUGUCAUCAUGUCGUUGCUGGUUAAAGCAAAAAUAGACGUGUGCAGGAGAGGCGAUGUGACUGUGAAGCCCUCCCACGUGAUUUCUCUUGGAUCAGCUGUCAGUAUCUCCUGCUCUUUGAAGACCAAACAAGGCUGCCCUCGGUAUUCCAGUUUUAACAAGCUAAUCCUCUACAAAUUCUACCAAAGGAUCCUGUUACAGCGUGGCCACUUCCUCAGUUUCCAAGUCUCAGAUCUUCCUCUGGGGACAACAGUGUUUGUCUGCAAACUGAGCUGUAGCACUGGUGAGGAGAUUCGAAUAUGUGGGGCAGAGAUCUCAGUUGGCGUUGUUCCAGAGCAGCCUCAAAACUUAUCUUGUACACAGAAGGGAGAACGUGGGACAGUGGCUUGCACCUGGGACAGAGGACGAGACACCCACCUAUUUACUGCAUACACUUUACAGUUAAAUGGACCAAAAAAUUUAACUUGGCAGAAGCAGUGUAAUGAUAAUUGUGACCAUUUGGACCUUGGAAUCAACCUAAUCCCUGAAUCAUCUGAAUUCAGUUACACAGCCAAGGUUAUUGCUGUCAAUAGUCUUGGAAGUGCUUCUUCAUUCCCAGCCACAUUCACAUUCUUGGAUAUAGUGAGGCCUCUUCCUCCGUGGGACAUCCGAAUCAAAUUUGUAAAUGCUUCUGUGAGCAGAUGCACUCUUUGGUGGAGAGAUGAGGGGAUGGUGCUGCUUAAUCGACUCAGAUAUCGGCCCAAUAACAACAGAUCCUGGAAAAUGGUUAAUGCUACAAAUGCCAAAGGAAGACAUGAUUUGUUGGAUCUGGAACCAUUUACAGAAUAUGAAUUUCAGGUUUCCUCUAAGCUGCAUCUUUAUAAAGGUAGUUGGAGUGACUGGAGUGAAUCAUUGAGAGUUCAAACACCAGAAGAAGAGCCUACUGGGUCACUAGAUGUCUGGUACAUGAAACAGAACAUUGACUACAGUAAACAACAGAUUUCUCUUUUCUGGAAGAAUCUGAGUGUAUCAGAGGCAAGAGGAAAAAUCCUCCACUAUCAGGUGACUUUGCUGGACAUGGCAGGGAAGAAACCCACACUACAGAAUACCACAGAACAUACCUCCUGGACCUGGGUCAGCCCCAGAACUGAGAACUGGACUGUGGCCGUGUCUGCAGCUAACUCAAAAGGCAGUUCCCUGCCCACUCGUAUUAACAUAACGGACCUGUGUGGAGCAGGGUUGUUGGCUCCUGGCCAGGUCUCUGCAAACUCAGAGGGCACAGACAACAUUAUGGUGACGUGGGAGCCUCCUGGGAAAGCUGCCUCCACUGUUCAAGAGUACGUGGUGGAAUGGAGGGAGCUGCAUCCGGGGGGUGGCAUGCGGCUCUCUCUAAACUGGCUGCGGACUCCUCCUUACAAUGUGUCCACUUUGAUUUCAGAGAACAUAAAACCCUACAUCUGUUAUGAAAUCCGUGUGCAUGCACUCUCGGGGGGCCAAGGAGGAUGCAGCUCCAUCCGGGGUAACUCUAAGCACAAAGCACCACUGAGUGGGCCCCACAUUAAUGCCAUCACAGAGGAAAAGGGGAGCAUUCUAAUUUCAUGGAGUGAAAUUCCAGCCCAGGAACAAAUGGGCUGCAUCCUCCAUUACAGGAUAUACUGGAAGGAACAGGACUCCAGCUCCCAACCUCAACUUCGUGAAAUUCCCUAUAGGGUCUCUCCCAACUCACACGCAGUGAACAGCCUGCAGCCCAGAGUGAGAUACGUCCUGUGGAUGACAGCUCUGACAGCUGCUGGCGAGAGCCCCCGUGGAAAAGAGAGGGAGUUUAGUCUGCAGGGUAAAGCCAGUUGGAGCACAUUUAUGGUCCUGAGCAUUUGCACUGCUGUCAUCGUUGUGGUCAUUUUCUCAAUGCGUUCCUCCCGGCAAAAGCUAUCUGCCCUCCUUUCAGGCCUCAGACCUCAGUGGUGUAGCAGACAAAUUCCAGACCCAGCGAACAGCACAUGGGCCAAGAAAUAUCUCAUUGUGGAGGAGAAGAUGCAGCUGCCCUUGGACAGGAUCCUAACAGACUGGCCCACUCCAAAAGAACCUGAGCCCCUGGUCAUCAGCGAAGUCCUUCACCAAGUGACCCCAGCCUUCAGAUGUCUUGUUCGCCCCAAAUGGCCAGAAAAGGGAAGAGGAGUCCAAGGUCACUAUACCUCUGAGGAAGACACAGGGUACAGUGCUUCAGGCUCACCACCUCCAAGAGCUCUCACAGCAGAGACAGGACAGCUAGUGGAUCUGUACAAGGUGCUGGGUAGCAGGGACCCUGACUCAAAGCCAGGAAACCUAGCAAGCCCCUCGCCAGUCCUCCCAGUGGACUACCUUCCCACCCACGAGGGCUACUUACCCUCCAACGUAGAUUAUAUCCCUUCACAAGAGGCUCCUGUAACUGAGCCUCCAGAAGAACUGGAGCCUCAGCGUAUCUCCCUUUCUGUUUUUCCCUCAAGCUCCCUUCACCCACUCACCUUCUCCUGUGGAGAGAAGCUGACUUUGGAUCGGUUGAAAAUGGGGUGUGGCUCCCUCAUGCUUUGAGUGAGGGUUGAAACUUGGCAAGUGCUCCCAACCAGCACAGCAUGCCCAUCUACCCAGCCCUCUGCUCCAGCUGUCAGCUCGUGUGGCUGCUACUAUUUGGUCUGUUUGCAGCUAGAGGACAGUCAAGCCAGCUCAGGGUGAAUCUUGGGGAACUGAGUUGACUGCAGCCCAGAUACCUCAUCUGGCCUUCUCCAGAGGCUUCAGAUUACAUCCUUCACUGUAUGGACCUGGAGACUCCAGUCUAAAUUCUUGCAGCUUUCUUGGCUAUGGUGGCUGGAAAAGGGGAGCGUGGAAACCAAAAUGCUUACUAGCGAUGUUGUUUAUAAAGCAGCUACUACAUACCAGGUCUUAGGGUGAGAUCAGUCCUGUCCAAUAGGCCUAUCUACACUGCUGAAUAUGCUACACACUAACAAGUGGCUGUUCACACUUUGAAACGUGUCUUGUAUGAAGAACUGAAUUUGGAUUGUAAUUGAAAGUCACAUGUGGCUAGUGCUACUGUAUUAAAGACAGCUACAGAUAGAUGAUGGAUACAUUAGUGAGAAUUACCAGGGAACUUCAAAAUACAUCAUCCUAGUUUUUUACCAACAUGAGACCCUGGUGUACAAUAUAAAAGGACUUCCAAGAUGGUGGUGAUUGUCCUUAUUUAUGGAAGCCUAAGAAUGUGCCUUCCCCUAGUUUUGCUGGUUUACUUUGCCUUAGCCUUUCAGUGAAUCAAGAGCAGCUUGAUUGUGGAAAAGCUACUUGCAAACCCACCUUACAAUUUUAUGCAAGGAGCCACCCCUCUGAAAUCAGAGGUCUUGAAAAACAGUGGGCCAAAAGCUCUCUGCCUGCCUUCUUUCUGAUGCAGAGGGCGCUGCCCUGAGGACCAGAGCUGUCAGGGUUUAAGACCCAAACUGCCACAGUUGUAAAGUGUCCUUCACUUUCUUUCCUGAAGAAAACCAAGCUGGUCCUUAUAGCUCAAACUAAGCCUAGAAGAGUAUUAUUUCCCCCAGCACAACUUGAGAUGUGAUACAUGUUUUACUCCUUUAGAGCUGUGGUCCUGGCCUGUCACCCUCCCCAUGCCAGUCACUGUCUGUAUCCUGUCCCCUAGAGGCACUUCUGCUAACCUCGUUUCAUUGCUAAUACCCUUCCCAAGAAACAGCAUAAAAGGUCCAAGAACUUUUUUCUUAAAUCCCUGUCAGACAUGGGGCCUACCUCCUACCCCCAUCCCACCCAAACUGGAACUGAGGCAGGUAACCUGCAGAGGCCUAGAAAUUGAACUAACCUUGCUCUGGUUGUUCAUGUUUGAGUCUUCAUCCACGCUUCUUGCCAUUCCAGAGUUAACAUACUUAGUCCUCCCAGGCUUUUUCUUCUUACAUACAUGUUUUACUCUAGCUGCCAUGCAGCACCCCCCCAACCCCAGCUGCCACCAGUACCUUGCCAUCUGAGCUUCAGCACUGGCUGCUCUGCACCCAGGAUAGCUUACCUUGUUUGCAAUGGGCCACAAGGUCACCUCUUGACAAGGGAAGCCAACUUUUCUUGCAAUACCUGUGUUUUGUAUCCUUUGCUGUCCUCUUAUCACCUAAUACCUUAGCCACUCUUCUCUUUCCCACUUGGCCCCAAAGACCAGCUCCAAGUCUUUUUACCCUCAUCCUCCACAUCCUUUCCCUUAAAAGCAGUCCCUUUUUCCCCCUAAAUAAGAAAAAAUAUAUAAAGCUUAAUUUUAAAAAGGGAGACCUCCCUGACUCCUCAAGGCUCCUUUUCAAGAUGGAGAGGCUUCCUUGGUGCUCCACUAGCACGAUGCCCACACCAUCUACUUCCUCUACUAAACUGCCAACAACCCCAACAGCAGGAAUUAUGCAAUGUUUCUUCAGCAUGGUACCUGAUACAGAUACCAGCCACCACUUUCUUGCUCCAGUUCCUGAAGCCAGUCCAGCUGUGCAUGCUCACUUUUUACUGGGACAACUGAGUUUGCAUUUGUUCUUCAUUCCCAACCCUCUCCACCCUCACUGUACACUGGCAGCACUGCUACAAGUAGCAAUGUUUAAAAAUAUAUUUGAGCAAGACUUUUUGCGGCUUGUCCUACCAGAUAAAAUGUCCUCUUUCCAUAAAUGAGAAUGGGUAACCUUGUUCUAUCCUUACCCCUCAUUUUCAUAUACCUACCCCCUUCCUGCCACACACAAAAUUUCAAAACAGGUUGCCUAGUGUACCAGGACUAAGUGGAGCUUAUUGAUAUUCAAGACUCAUUCCUCAAGAAAACUAGCAGUGAUUUAAAUCCUCACCCAAUAUACUUCCAAAGCCAACCCAGAUAGAUACCUCUGCUCUGUUCAAACAUUAAAUUCCUUACUUUUCUGGGACCUAAAUAUAAAGUCCCAAGUUCAUACUUGCUGGAUAUAUGGCAACCUUCCUCAUUAAUUUUUGUGUACAAAUCCGUACUUUGAAUUGUUCCUCGAAAAGACCCUCCUUCCCAGAAGCCAGAGAUUCUAUUUCCUGGGCUUCUGACUUCUUUGUAGACAACAGGAGAGCCAAACUCCUUACCUAGUUCUGGUCUUUUACUGCCUUUCCCCCUCCACCCUGUCCCAAUUUCUCAGCUUCCAUUAAUAUCCUACAGCUGCAACUCACCAGCGCGCUGAAGCCUGUGAAAGAUGCCAAGCUAGGCAUUCUAUUCUAGUCAACCUCCCAUGUUUGAAUGUUUUUUUUGUUUUUUUUUUGAAGCUCCAACUUUUCCUUUCACGUGCUGUAGUUGUCAUGUGUUGUAGUUGUCAUGUGUCCCGAUACCACUGCUCAAGCACUCUAAGAGUCCUGUUUUGCUCUUACUAAUCUGCAAGACUCAUGGAUGUUCACAUUAUCCCAUUUUAUAAAGGCUGACUGAUAGGUGACUCCUCAUACUCUCUAGAAUAAGAGAUCAGAAAGGUCUCUUCUUCCUCCUAAAAAAAAAAAUAGAAACAAUUCAAUCAAUUGGCUAAUUGACAACUAAAAGAAACAAGUCAGAUCUUCGAAUCAGCCUAUACGGAAAUAAAUCUUCAAUGAAAAAUUUGCAAAACACACACACAUCAAGUUAGAUAAAAAUAUUUGCAAUACAUGCCCAAAGUAACUUAGGGCAUUCUCACAGAUCAAUAUGAAAAAAGUCAACAUUUCAAAGAAUGGACUGAGAAGCACAAAACAGUAAAUUUCAAUAAUAGUGUCACCUCAAUAAAUUCAGUAAAAAGAAAAAAAAUUAAAUGCUCAAUAUUCAUGAAGAAAAUAAUCACCUGUAAUCAAAGGAAUAAAAUUAAACACCACUUUCCAUCAAUCAAAUUAGAGAAAUUAAAAAAUUACCCAGUAUUAAUUAGAGAUGGUGUUUGCAACCAGGUAUGCUAGAUGACUCCUUUCUGGAGGCAGUUGGGCAGUACUUUUUAAAAUUUCAAUAAACUCCACUCCUAGCAAUGCAGACUAGAGAACAGUAUGAGUUAUUACAGCACUGAUUAAAACAGGGAGAGGGACCUAAAUGCCCUUUAAAAGGAACUUGGUUAAUCUAUACAACAAAACAGCAUCAUGCAAUCAAAGACUAUGAAUUUCAGAACACCCCCACCAUUAUAUUAUGUUCUGAGUUGAAAAAGAAAAAAGCCACUAAAACUGAAAUAUGCUGUUGAUUUCUAUGGUGCAUGAAUUCCCCCAUCCCCCCGCCAAGAUGACUGAAACCGGGAUGGAUCUUAGAGUUCAUGAAAAACGCAAUAUGCAAUCUUUCAAAAAGCAGAGCAAUAUUUGGUACGGAAAUGGUCGAUUACAAAAGAAUGAACAGAAUCAUAUCACUGUCAUAAAUCAAGCAAACAGGUUUUUGAAAUAGACACAAAAACGCUAACAGUGGUUUCCUUUAGCCAUAGGUUUUUAAAUUGUUUCUACAUUUUCAUUACAAAUAUUCCUUAUUCUUAUAAUUGGAUAGUCAAUACAAUAUAACCAAUUCUUUUCCCCCAAAGGCCUGACACAAUAGGUCUAGAGACAAACAUGACCAACCACUUUUUUUUAAGGCCAUGUCGCUUUCAGGCUCCAUCUAUCUGACAUUUUCACUGGCCUUUAUUACUCCUGUCAGUUAGUAGAAAAGGCAAAGGAAGAUAAAACACCUAGUGAUGGUGGGGUUGGGGGCGUUAGGGUAACAACUGAAGCAAUGGAUCUCUGAAAUACAAAGUUGAUAUAACAAGCCAAAUUCCCAUUCAAUGUAUGCAACACAAUGCAUUCGAUCCUCGGCUUCCUCUCUGGAUUGGUUCCAGGACCACCCCUACCUGCAGAUGUCAAAAUCCUCCGAUGCGCAGUCCCUUAUAUAAAAUGGUGGAUUUGCACAUAAUAUACACACAUCCUUUCAGGUACUUAAAGUCUCUAGAUUAUACCUAACACAACAUAAAUAGUUGUAAUGUUUAAGGAAUGACAAGAAAUGGCUUUACCUAUUCACAGUAGGUCUAACCACAUAGCACAUGUCACCAACAAUGUAACACCUUUUUUGGAUAUUUUAAUCCUCGGCUGAAUCUGUGGAUUUAGAACCGUGGAUAGAGAAGGCAAUGUAUUUAGUCCAUGUUGAUUUUAAGGUACGUAAUUCAGUUCUCACCAUGACUGGUUUAAGAUAGGUGUUAUCUCCAUUCUAGAGAAAAGGAAACUGAAAUACAGGUGAAUGGUUAAGUCACACUACUGGUACCUAAUACAUGACAGUCUGGCUUCAGAGCAUAACUUUCAACUAUACAAAUUCCUUUCAAUGCAAAUGAGUGCUCUAAAAACUUACAUCAAUUGGGGUUCUAACUGCAGUUGACUAAAACUGUUGCCAUAAAAAUCUUUGGAGCUGUUUUUACUAAAUAACCAAAACCUGGAAUUUCCAUGUUUCUCGAGUCCCACCUAGAUCAUUCUUGGUUCCCAAGAAAUCUACCUUUAAAAACUAGGUAAAUUUUCAAAUGACAAUCUGGUACUCCUGGAUUUGCUAAUUUAUCUACCCAGCUAAUCUAAAUCCUACAAGGCACAGGUAGGCAAAGGAAAAAAAAAAAAAAAAGGCCACAGAAAAGAACACUCCCCCAAAAAGCCCAUUAUGUUAAGGGAAUUGAUAUAUGGAGUAUUUAAAGCUAUUAAAAAAUUAAGUUUUUUAAAUAGAAAAGCAAGCAGAGGAACUGUGCUAUAACCCCACCUGCUAUACCUACUGAAUUUUUUCCAACUUGACGGCUAUGAUUUCCUAAGCAAAAAGAAAUUAGGGCUGCAUGACUCAAUUUUAUUGCUUGUAUUAAUUGUUAAAAUAUAAAUGCCUUGCCUUUACUUUAUGGUAAAGGCCACACAUUUUGCUAGUGCUCCUUUAUUUACAAGUGGUUUUUCAAUUGGUUCUGCUUUCAAUCACAUCUCUAAGAAACAUACAAACCUAUUACCACUUCUCAAUUUCCACAACUGUAAGGAAUUAUUCCUUAAGAGCCUGGCCUUGCCAAUACAAGGUAAUUUCAAAACACCUUCUCCGCCUUUGCCAAUUUCAGGCAUUUUACUACCUAUAGGUAAUAGAACCCAAGGAAAUGUUAUAAAAGGUACUAUGAGAGUCAGAGCAUUAACUAUUCUGAAAGGCCUUGAAUUUUCACUGGAAAAUCAGGCCCACCCACAAGCAUGACAUUUUCAUUACAUUUAAAAAGCUACAAAAACAUUUUCAAAAUACAAUGAAAAUUAGUAAUGAGAAACACUUGUUCUUUACAUCGCACUUCACUUGCUGAAAUGGCUUAUAUGUCUCUCUGCACAUUAGCUGAGAAUGUGGCCUGUGUUAACCGGUUAUUUUCCUUGUGCUGUCUAAACCAAGGAGCUGGUAGACCCUCCCCCAGCCCUCAUGAAUCAAAAAAAUUUCAAGGGUGAAAAUGGAACACCGCAAGAUUUAGAAACAGAUAUCUCAACUUUAUUCCACCACAAAGGGAGUAAAAGACCAUCUGCCUUCCUUUCACAACACUGUAGAAAUACUUCUUUCCCAAUGUUUUUCUCCUCUCAUUCUUGUACAACUCCACAGACAGGAUUCCUUUGCAUUCCUAUAAACACUUCCUUUAGUUUACCCUCUCUGGCCUAUGGCAGGGUAGCUUUCAUUGCAGCUGAGUAGUCAAAAAAACAAAACAAAACAAAACAAAACAAAACAAUCACCAAAACCUUGUAGCAAGAAUGAUAAUGCUGAAAAAAAAAAAAAAGAAAAUGGGGGGUGGGUAUACUAUUCUCCCGUAAUUUGGGAGGUGCUAGGUGCUAGUUCUAUUCCUCAAUCAACAGUAUAAUGGCACUUUAAAAAAUAAACUUUAUCCAUUUUUCCUGAAAAGAAUUUCUUUCUCAGAUUCUAUGUAUUUUCACCUAGCAUUAUGCAGCACCAAAGCACUUCUCUACUUCAGUCAACAUUACUUCCAGUUCUACCUUUCGACUCAAGCAGGGACAUCAGUCUAAUUGUUGAAAACACUUUGAUCUAGAUUUUGCUAACAUCGAGUGACAAACUGCCACUCAAUCUUCAAGGGAUGCUGUUAUGAACAAAAUGCAAUAGUUUGAACCUGCUAAGUAUGUGAUUUCUUCCCAAUGACUUGAGAUCAGUGAACAUGCGUCUUAAAAGUAACUAUCCAAUCCAGUUUUCCCAUGCAUUCCUCAGAAACUCCUGAGUUUAGCACUUAAGAGAAGCCUUGUACAUUUUGUGUAGGUGUACACUUACUCAAAUUAUCUAUCUCUGAAAAGGCGUCUGUCUAGUUUAAUUCACCAAUUAUUAAAUCCUAAACAUUUUCAGCCAUAAAACUGAAGGAAGGAAAGGGGGAAUCUACCAAUCAACCAACAGUGUUUGAUGCGUUUAAGUCAAUUCCAAAACAGAUCCUGGCAGUCUAAGCACAAAAUGUUUAAAUGCACUCAUCUAUCAUUGUCCAACUGUGGUUGCCAAACAAAGGAACAUUUCACUAUGGAUUCUGACACCCAAGGUGUGAAACAAAGAAUUUCAACAUGCAAAGUUCCCCAGAUUUCUGACAUUCAGCUAAUAAAAAAAAAAAAAAUAGCCCAAUCUGACAAAAUUCAAAUGUCAAGAACCAAGUUCAGCGGGACCCUUUGGACAGAAUCUUCAUUUUAUGUAGAUGAAAACCAAUGCCAUUUCUUUAAAUUAGAAGUAAUAUUAAGUUCCUAAAAUCUGUUAAAUCAAUCAGCUACAACUGCAAUUAAGGUGAUAUAAACAAUAAUGCCUAAAAAUAAGCCACUUCGCAUUUUCCCUACCCAGUUUACCAAAUAACAAAUAUCAAAAUCCUGAAUAUUAAUCUUUCACUUUUCACAUUUCCAUAACAGUAAUAGCAGCUAUUUAAGGAAGCAAAGCCACAGCAAUCAGUUCAGAGCAAAUCUCAUCACCUGAUAUGAAUCAACUACUUCUAAAUAGGUUUCUAAAAACCCAUAAUGAAAUCAAAAUUUUCUAAUAUUUGUUAUGACCAGGUAUCUUUUGUCUUUUAUAACACAAGGCUUAGUACACAUAAAGCAGCACCAGAAUCUGCCACACCCUCCCAAAUAGGCAGCAAAAAGGACAAAGUUGACUGAUUUAAAACACUAAAUUCCCACAUAAUUAACACCUGAAACAAACAAUUUGGUAAAUUAUUUUCUAACUUGUGGAGGCAACUUCUCAUCUUUUCUUUCCUUCCAUUGAGAAGUGAACAAUUGACUCCCAGUUACUCAGUACAGAAGUAGUCAAUGGCACAAGAGCUAAACUCUGUCCAAAUGGAUAAUCUGCUAACAAAGCUGAGGAAUGAGAUCCUCGGAACCCAUUCAUUCCUGUCCCAGUUUAACCUAGGAGUUAAUCAACAGCUUACCCAUACGAAAGGUCCAGAUUCUCAUGCAAAAACUAUUCACAACAGAAGAUUUUAGCACUAAGUGAUGAGAAGUGUUAGUGAUUCACUAACCAUAAAUCACUAAACUAUAAUCACAGCAUAAAGCUUACUUUUAUUGCAAAUUUAUACUUUCCUUAACAGUUUUCAUGAGAACAUAUUUAAGUCACAAGCUACAUCAUCUUUUCUUAAAAUAACAUGAUCUUUACUAGGUGACUACCAGAUAUUUUGGCCCUUAUUCUCAGUAUAGAAGAGGCAAAAAAUUUGCUUUAAAAUACUUCUGAUUUUACAACUUCCCAUAGGGUAGGAUGACUUAAUUUGUACCUAAAAUAAAACUUUUAUUCUAAAAGAACUCCCGUUGACCUAAGAGUAAUCGAUAGCUUAGAUCAGGAUUCAGCAAACAUUUUCUGUAAAGGGCCAUGUUUUAAGCUUGGUGGGCUACAUACAUCUUUGUAAUAGAGUUUUAUUUUUAACCCUUUAGAAAUCUAGAAGCCAUUCUUAGCUCAGGGCCUGUACAAAAACGAGCCACAAGCUGCUGACCCCUAGCUGAUACAGUACCUACUUAAAUGACGUUCAUUUCCACUCUAUUACUUUCUCCCGUGGGAACAAUCUUGAUGGCUUUAGUAAUACACCUUCAUAUCUGAAUUACUUUCUGAAAUUAAGUUUCUAAUCCCUUAAACUACAACCCUUCUUUCAUGGUUCUUUAGUGAACCCCUUUCUCAGCCUGAAAGUUAUUUCAAUCACUUCUCCUAUAAACUUCCCACUUUUCUACCUUUAAGAUUCUCAAUUCGAGAGAACAUGUCCAAGGUCAAACCCAGGCUGAGCAAAAAGCAACUGAACCCGAACUCCUGAAAGCAGACACUUAACUCUAUACCUCAAAACCUGACAGUUUUGCAAAUGACGUUGUUAAUUACUUCACUAUGUCUGGGGUUUGACUAGAAAUCAUUUUACUGCCUUGUCACUAGAUAUACUCUACAAAGCAUAAUGGUGAUCAAGUUCUGGGUUUCUAAAGAUAAAGCCCAGAUCUGGCUUUUAAGAUUCAGACUCCACAAAUACUAAUUUCAUUUACAUGUUAAUUUCAGCAGAAUUACAACUAUCUGGGUUAAAGUCUAUCUUUUAAUCAACUAUUUACUUUCUUUAAAAAGAGUUACAUGCACCCGAGUGCCUGAGAAUAGUUAUACCAGUUACUUAAAUACAGGGAUAAAUGUCCAGGUUCUAGCAGUUUCACUUUCCUCCUUAAAAUUUUUUUAACCUUUUAAUACUUGUUGGCCCAAUACAUGUAAUAUUCAGACUUUGUAUGCAACUCCCUAAUAACAUUUUUCUAUUUCAGUGUGACCUUCUCUAGCAAUUAGAAAAAUAUCAGAAAUGAGUACUUAAUGUACUCCCUUCAAACCCAUGCCAAAAAUUAAGCCCCAAAUAUGUCAACAACCCUGGAGAUGAUGUGUCUGUCCUACUUCCACUUUUAAAAUAAAAAUGAGUAAAGUAACUAGAUGUACAGUACCUAAUGACACAUUUUUAGAUCUUUCACAAAUCCACACAGGUCUCAAAAUAGUUAUUUAACUAAAAAGAAACCAUAUCCCAAUCAUUUCAAUACAAGCUGAAAAUAUCUUAAAUAAAUUCUGGCAUUAUUCCCAUUAAGGGAUUUUUCUUUAAAGUAUUAAUAGUGUUUAGCGCCCUCCCCACCCUGAAAACAGUGGCAAGUCAUUAACCCCUGCAUUCUAAAUGUAAUCUAAAUGUAAUCUAAGAGUACUGCUACUUUUAAGAUCAGUCCUUGUAAUUCAUUUUGUAAGAAUUCAACUUUCUAACACUAAUACUCACUAAAACAGGCAUCCUUCCCAAAUGACCUUAUACAGCAUAGU
Molecule: messenger RNA, 12576 nt
Organism: Phyllostomus hastatus (greater spear-nosed bat)
Lineage: Eukaryota; Metazoa; Chordata; Mammalia; Chiroptera; Phyllostomidae
Gene: IL12RB2
Product: interleukin 12 receptor subunit beta 2
Exons: 16
Coding region: 354-2939 (861 amino acids)
Biological process (GO): cytokine-mediated signaling pathway
Cellular component (GO): membrane; signaling receptor complex; external side of plasma membrane
Molecular function (GO): cytokine receptor activity; cytokine binding
Source: RefSeq, a predicted model, not a curated record